Molecule: messenger RNA, 1488 nt
Organism: Aspergillus thermomutatus
Lineage: Eukaryota; Fungi; Ascomycota; Eurotiomycetes; Eurotiales; Aspergillaceae
Exons: 2
Coding region: 1-1488 (495 amino acids)
Source: RefSeq, a predicted model, not a curated record
AUGGGGGAUCUACGCCGAGAUGAACACAUUUCUCACAGUCAAACUCGCGAGAAUACAACUAAUCCCCUCUCUUCUGAGAAUCCUCAACAUCGCGAACUAGGCAGCUACACUGAUGCUUGUCGUGAUCUUGAGCAGCUGCUGAAGGCCCAUGUAGAGCGCAUCAAGAGACAGCUCAGUGCUGGGGGCACGUCUCAGACCCCAGACGCGUCUUCUCAGACUGUCCAAGCUGGUCCUUCUGACGCCAUACAGGGCCAGCCGAGUGCCUCUGAGCCUUCUGCCCCCAUUACACCUACUAAAACGCUCUCGGCUCCCGCCUUGACCAACGGCCACACUCACAUUCACACUCCGAACAGUGGCAACAGUGAGGGUCAGGCUGUGAAGGGUCCGGCUGUGAAUCAAGGUCUUGUUAGUCCCGCUGUCUCUGUUGCCAGUGCUGCAACGACUUGUGAGCCCUUCCCCGACUACUACGAGUCCUGCGAGAAAAACCCACCCACGGUCGACAAAGCGCACGAAGCAGCUUACAACUACGCUAUCUCCAAGGUUGUCGAGGAAGCGACUCGUUUCAAAGAUAUUGACACCAGCGUCCCCAAUCCUCCUGUGCUCAACGCGGCCACUGAUCCUGUUGUGAAGGGCAAAUCUACCACCCCAAGCGCAAAGACAACCCUUCGCAACUCCAAUAAAUCCUCCAUCGUACCCAUGCCUCCAAUUCGCCCACCCCUCACUGAGGACGAGAUCAAGGAAAGAAAAGCGAACCUUCUUCAAGAGAUGAAGGAGAUGAUUCCUAGCGGCAAGAUCCCAGCCGACCUCAUGCGUCGUUUCGUCGCGAUGACCAACGCGCUCCUCCAAAUGGAGAUGAUUCUCUUUCAUCGUCAGAACGCUGACUCCAAGCCUGAAAACUUGUUGUCCGCCGAGGAAACAGAGAAGAUACGCGUUAUGGCAAGCGAAAUAAUCAAGUAUCUCACUCAUCUGAACCAGAACCUCAAGAAGCAGGUAGACAAGGGCAAGGAAGUGGCGUUCGCCAUGACCGAGAUCGCGGGAUAUCGUCAAGCCACGGUGUACGAGCGCUAUGCUCGCAUGGCUCAGGUGUUCAAUGAGAACCUCAAGAAACCCAGCGACAAUGAGCUACGCCUGCUUACCGUCUUUCUCGACCUGUACGACACGAUCAUCUACACCCGCUUCCUGACGAUGCGCUUCAACGGCCAGCUCAUCCUUGAGGAAAAUCUCAACAAACAACGCGCGGAACUGUCGCAGCUACUGGGUUCGCUCUGGGAUAUCCAUUGCCACGUUAUCGAGAACUACCAGAAGAUCAUAAACGGCAUGGUGCACAUGAAGCACAACAUUGUCGCUCCGGUGCAUGAGGAGCUCGCUAACAGCAAAGAGAGCUGGACCGAGCGUUGGGACGCAAACCAGCGUGCACUGGAGAGAGAGCUGGCGCUGCAGGAGCAAGACCGGCAGGAGCUCGCCGCUAGAGAGCGUCGCCAGACUUAG